Molecule: messenger RNA, 1760 nt
Organism: Drosophila novamexicana
Lineage: Eukaryota; Metazoa; Arthropoda; Insecta; Diptera; Drosophilidae
Product: maternal protein exuperantia-like
Exons: 5
Coding region: 156-1508 (450 amino acids)
Biological process (GO): bicoid mRNA localization
Molecular function (GO): RNA binding; protein homodimerization activity
Source: RefSeq, a predicted model, not a curated record
GAAUUGUUUGUACUUAUUUAAAGCUCGUCGAACGAAAUCGCAGAGAGCACAUUAUUGGACACAGACGAGAGAAAGUCAAGCAAACUAUAUCCUUGGAUCCUUAGUAUUACCAAAUACGAUUGGAUGAGAAGUGUGUACAUAUUAGAUAUAGCACAAUGCUGCCCGAUAUCAUUGGAGAUAGUGUAGCAAAUGCAGAUACGAAGCACGGAAAGCCGGAGUGCGGCAACUUUAAGGCUAUUGGCAUCGACAUAGACACAACUGGACGUCGCCUUUGUGACAAGAUAUUCCAGUUGGCCGCGUUCACGCCAACUGAACACUUCGAGCAAUACAUAAUGCCAUCUGUGAAUCUAAACUCGGCUGCCCGACAGCGCCAUCAGGUUUGUGUUAUUAAAGUGAAAGGCCAUCGUGUGCUGAAAUCGAUGCAAUCGAACAAGAUAAUUAGAACAGAAUCUGAAGCCGCGGGCUUUACGAAGUUAAUUGGCUGGCUGGAAGAGCAGAAUUCCAAUUGCGACGGCAUUGUGCUCAUUUGCCAUGAGGAGCGUAAAUUUAUACCCCUCAUGAUAGUACAAUCGCUGAUCAACCUUAAUAUGCUAACCGCAUUCGCCAAAUUAGUUAAAGGCUUUGUCAAUACAAAUAAUUUGGCCAUGGCCACGAUGGGCGGUGCCGAUCGCAUGUAUUUCAAUGUGCGCAACCUAUCGAAGCUCCUCAACAAGGGCAGGGAGGACAAUGUGCUCGAGGAGUUUGUUGGCAGCGCCAAUGCACGUGCCAAGCUGGCAUUCAAUGUGGCCGUCGAGCUGUGCGAUCGGGAGCCGCGUUCCUCCAAGGAUUCCGGCAGCCUAUGCCAAGCACUAAGCCCAUACAUCGAUACCAUUGAUAUUGAAAUCCGUGACUUGGCUUUGGAGAACGUGAAUCUAAAGCGCCAGAACUCGUUCCGCCCACUAUUUUUAAACUACUUCAAGACCACGGUGCACCGUGUGCGUGCUGUUAAAUUUCGCAUUUUACUGGCCGAAAAUGGCCUCGAUUUGGGCAUAUUGAACGAAAUCUGGAAUGAGAUACGCAUGCAGGGCCUGAUCUCAACGUUGGCGCCCAUUGAGAGCCUGACCAGCAAGGAGAAGACUGAGCUAGUCAUCCUGCUGGAUAGUUAUUUUGAUCCCAAGAAGGUCGACAUCAGGCCUGUGGCCAAGGCUGCGCGUCGCCGCCGUAGACACAAUAAUUCGCCAGCUUCGACAACUGGCGGGAAAGAGACUCUUGACCAGAAUCUGUCCUUUCAGCCAGACUCAACGCCCAAAACAUCGACGCCCAACAAAGAACGCGUAGCAAAUGGCAAAAGAACUAGAAGUGCCAAUGGCAAUGAGAGUAACAAUGAAAACAGAAACGAGGAUGGAAACAACCAUCGCGGAAAAGUUCGCCGCAAACGCAACGCUCGCCGCAUGAAGCCAGCCGCCCAUAAAUCUGGCCAGGAUGGGGCUGCCACGGAGCAGCCUCUACAGGAGAACAAGCGUAAUUAAAUUGCAAAACUAAUUUCAAAACAAAAUCAAAAUUCAAGUUUAAAUCGAAACAAAAUCUGCGCGAACAAGAAUAUUUAAGAAGCGAAGUUGAUACGAAGACAAAAGUAACUUUUUAAUAUUAAAAGAAAGAAAAACGUUAAAAAAAAAAACCCAAACGAUCUGAACCUGUCAAAGCUGUGAAGAAACUAGACAAACAGAUCGAUUAUAAGCAAAAAUGAUGCAUGUGCAUAACUUAAAUAAUUAUACUAUUGA